Messenger RNA from Iphiclides podalirius (scarce swallowtail), 321 nucleotides. The record is from the annotation of a GenBank genome assembly. Lineage: Eukaryota; Metazoa; Arthropoda; Insecta; Lepidoptera; Papilionidae.
AUGGUUUUACUAACAAAUGAUGAGUUCCUCGCAGAGCUUACAAAGUUAUUUCAAAAAGUUCGCACAUCAGGAUCAGUAUCAAUGACUAUGAAAAGAUAUGAUGGUCGUACAAAGCCACAACCAAGGGAUGGUACUCCGGCAGUACCAAAUCCACAAUAUAAAUGUCUGAUAAGAGCACAAUCUAGGAGCAAAAAAAUCUCUACAGUUGUGGAUCAGCAAGAUGUUGAAAAAUUUAGUACAGCUUAUUCAAAUCUAUUAAAGAUAAGUGUAAAUGGGCUCAAAAGGUUAAAGAAACCUAAGAAGAAAGCAAUUGCAGCUCAG